Messenger RNA from Dinoponera quadriceps, 4979 nucleotides. It is a transcript of the gene wts, whose product is annotated as serine/threonine-protein kinase Warts. The record is from RefSeq and is a predicted model, not a curated record. The transcript has 5 exons. Gene Ontology annotation, biological process: positive regulation of apoptotic process; regulation of organ growth; G1/S transition of mitotic cell cycle. Lineage: Eukaryota; Metazoa; Arthropoda; Insecta; Hymenoptera; Formicidae. Gene Ontology annotation, molecular function: protein serine/threonine kinase activity; ATP binding; protein binding. The coding region runs from base 1189 to 4437 and encodes 1082 amino acids.
UGUCCGUCUGCCUGCCUGCCUGCCUGUCUGUCUGCCUGCCUAUCCGCCCGCCUGCCUACCUGUCUGUCUGUCUACUACCCGAUCGUCGUCCGCUCGUCAACUCGCCCGUGUCCAUACUUCCGUACCGUAUCAGAGGAUCAGGUGGCGACAUUCUUAUCGCGGCUGGUAUCAGUGACGGUUUCAUUGGUCGCGGCUCUAUCUUACACACAGCCUCGUCACAUGGACCGCGCGGCACGUACGUGAAUGCAACAAAAUAUGCUGCGAACGGCCGUCCCUGCUGUUGUUGCUGCCGCUCCUCGCGUGUUGAACGUUCCCGUGCCGGGAGAGCGUGCCCGUCCUGUGAAAUCGCACGACGGGCAUUUACUCCCGCAUCUCGAGCCUGUCGUCGUCGUCAUCGCCGUUCUCGCGCGCCAGGAGAAUACCUUGGCGGACUGACAAGCGCGCGCGCGCGCACACGCACGAACGUACUCAGGCACGCACGCACGCUCGACACCAGACUUCGUCGCCGUCGUGCUCUCAGCAUCGGGUCCAAAUGGAAGCGGAGAUAUAGGUUAGCUCGUCUUCUCACGCCUCGAGGAAGGUCGCGCUAUUUUUCCGAGAUACGCGAGGAUGCCGAGAGCAGGCAUCCGCGCGACGUGAUGUCGCGCGGACCGCUGCCUCCUCGCCAGCGUUGCGGCCAGACGCCACGCGACGUCCGUGCGAGAUCGGUCACCGCGACGACGACGGUGUGAAAUAACUUCGCUCGCUGGACAGACUGGAAGACAGAUCGCCAUAGUCCACCCUCCCUCACGUCGUUAUCACUCGUUCCCCGAAGACUCGAAUUAAUUCUCAUAUUCCUCCUAACAUCCAUCGCUACCACGAUGACGUACCACCGAUGUGGUCGUGUAUCGUCGAGGAACGUUCGAGCGUCAAGGCGGCCGAGCUCGAGUGCUUGAUAAAAAAAAACAAAAAGGGCUCGCUCGUGGUUUCGUGUUGCCCGCGUUCCACGCGUGUCGUAUAUGUGCUGGUUGUCACAGACUGAAUGCCGCUCGUCGUAACACUGCCGUUGCCAUGAUGCCGGGCAUCGUUCUUGGCAGGCCGAAUUACCAGUGAUCAUUGUACACCACGAACACUAUACCUUUAUAUAUAUAGAUAUAUAUGUCGCAGCUGGAUUAAAGCUAGGUCCCGGAGGGCCUAGCAUGGGCCACUAUGAAUCCACCUGCGGUCAGCAAAUUGAGCACCCGCGGCUCCGGUUAUCAUCAGAAAGCGCUCGCUGAGAUCCGCAACUCCUUGCUGCCGUUCGCGAAUAUCGGCGGGGCCGGUGAAGUGGGCUCCAGCGCCGCCAGCACCAUCUCCACGCUAUCGACGACCAGUGGCAUCAGCUCCGCGUCGGGUCUCAGCGGGCUGUCCGGCGCCUCGGGCUCAACCGUCGACAAGCCGGACCAACGGCAGGCGUUGGGCCAGCUGUUGGCCAUGGGGUACUCGGAGGAGAUCGGGAUGCGCGCCCUCAAGCUCGGCGGCUGGCGAUUGGACGCGGCGAUCGAGUUCCUGAAGCAGGUCCAGGGGGACUCGUUGAACGGGCUCGGCAAGCUGAACACCAAGCUGAUACGGAAACCGAGCCUGGAGAGAGAGCUCAGCCUGCAGCGCGGCAGUCCGGCGUUGGACAGCGGUGCGGGCAGCUCGCGGUCGGACAGUCCGCGUCUCACCGAGCUCAGUCCGCAUCCCCAGCUCAGCCGGCAAUACUCACCGAGCAAUUUCGUCGAACCGCCCCCGCCUCCGCCGCCUCGAUGCAGCUCCACACCGCCGCCGCCGCCGCCGCCCCACGCCCCGUACAGCCAGCCGAACGUGCCGACGAAUAUGCAGCAGAUGCUGAAGCGGAUGUCGCCGGCGCCGGUGGUGCCGACGAGAUCGCCGGCCGCCGCGCCCGUCGCCACGACCUCGGUGAACCCGCCGCAGCGUGGCACGAGCCCGGUCGCGAGCAGCAACAGCAACUCCAGCAGCCGUCAGCCGAUGAUCGUGCAGAACGGGCCGCAGGUGCAGCAGCAGCUCACGCAGCAGAUACAGGCGCUCAGCAUUUACCAGACCGGCAACGGGAACGCGCAGGUCGAGCCGCCGCCCCCGUACCCCGUGGUGCCGUCUUCGUCGGCCGGGCCGGUGCAGCCGCCCUCUUACAGCGCCUCCAUACAGAACCGGCAGAGCCCGACGCAACAGGAUUACCGCAAGAGCCCGUCGUCGGGCAUCUACUCCGGGCCGACAUCCGCCGGCUCGCCCAGCCCCAUCACCGUCUCCACCAUUUCGCCGAACGCCACGCAGACGUCGAUGGCGAGGCCGACGCCGUUGCAGGCGUGGGGCGCGCGACAGGCGAAGACGCAGCCGCCGAUCAUCAUGCAGUCCGUGAAGAGCACGCAGGUGCAGAAACCGGUGCUGCAGACCGCGAUCGCGCCCACCUCGCCCCAGCCGAUCUCGACGACGAGCAACACGCCGCCGCCGCCGCCCUCCUACGCGACCUCCAUCCAGCAGAAGCAGCAGCAACCGCCGCCGGCUUACCCGCCGGUGAACAACGUCGCCGCGGCGUCGGCCGCCGCCAGCAUCGGCGUGCCGACCACCGAGCCGCCGAGCUACGCGACGACGAUGCAAGCGUUGGCGGCGCAGCGCGGCAUGCACCAUCCGCCGCCGCCCUACGGCACACCCACGGAGAACAGCACCACGGCGGUGGAGAGCGGCAGCGCGCCGCGCUCCUCCCCGGUCGCCCACCACCCGCCGCUUCAGAGGAAGUACUCGCCGGCGGACAACUGCGGCCAGCACGCGGAGACGCCGCCGUUGCCGCCGGUCGCCUCGAGCUCCGUUUCCACGAGGACGAGCAACAACCACUCCUCCCUGCCCGACAGCGGCAACAGCAGCGGCAAGAGCGGCAGCGGCGGCGGCGGCGGCGGCGGUAGCGGCGGUUCCUCGCCCUCGUCCUACAAGAUCAAACAUCAGUCACCGAUACCUGAGCGCAAGCACAUGAGCAAAGAGAAGGAGGAGGAGCGCAGGGACUGCAAGGUAAGGAAUUACUCGCCGCAGGCGUUCAAGUUCUUCAUGGAGCAGCACGUGGAGAACGUGCUCAAGUCGCACAAGCAGCGUCUCUACCGGCGUCUCCAGCUGGAGACGGAGAUGGCGAAGAUCGGGCUGAGCGAGGAGGCCCAGUGCCAGAUGAGGAAGAUGCUCUCGCAGAAGGAGUCCAAUUACAUACGGUUGAAGCGAGCGAAGAUGGACAAGUCGAUGUUCACGAAGAUCAAGCCGAUCGGCGUGGGCGCGUUCGGCGAGGUCACGUUGGUGCGGAAGAUCGACACGAAUCAGUUCUACGCGAUGAAGACGUUGCGCAAGGCCGACGUGCUCAAUCGCAACCAGGUCGCUCACGUAAAGGCCGAGCGGGACAUACUGGCCGAGGCCGACAACGAGUGGGUCGUCAAGCUCUACUACUCAUUCCAGGACAAGGACAAUCUUUACUUCGUGAUGGACUACAUACCCGGCGGCGACCUGAUGUCGCUGCUCAUCAAAUUCGGCAUCUUCAAGGAGCCGCUGGCGAGAUUUUACAUCGCCGAGCUCACGUGCGCGGUCGAGAGUGUACACAAGAUGGGAUUUAUUCACCGGGACAUUAAGCCUGAUAACAUACUGAUCGAUCGGGACGGUCACAUCAAGUUGACCGAUUUCGGCCUCUGUACCGGAUUCCGUUGGACUCACAACUCGAAAUAUUACCAGCAAAAUGGUCAUGGUAAGCAAGAUUCAAUGGACCCAGCUGACGAUUGGAACAAGGAGUGUCGGUGCACACAGCUGAAGCCGCUGGAACGUAGGCGACAUAGGGAACAUCAGAGGUGUCUGGCACAUUCUCUGGUGGGCACGCCGAACUAUAUCGCGCCGGAGGUCCUGCAGCGCACCGGAUACACGCAGUUGUGCGACUGGUGGAGCGUGGGAGUGAUUUUGUACGAGAUGUUGGUUGGUUCUCCACCGUUUCUUGCCAAUACGCCCGCUGAAACUCAAUAUAAGGUUAUUAACUGGGAAACGACGCUUCACAUCCCGAAGCAAGCGAAUCUGUCGCCGGAAGGUAUGGAUCUAAUAUUGAAGCUGUGCGUUGGCGCGGAUCGUCGGUUAGGUAAGAACGCGGAUGAGGUCAAGAGCCAUCCGUUUUUCGCGAAUAUCGAUUUCGAGAAGGGCCUGCGCCGUCAGGUGGCCCCGCAUAUACCGCGUAUACAGUAUCCUACCGACACGAGUAACUUCGAUCCCGUUGAUCCCGACAAACUGCGUAACUCUGAGUCCUCGGACUCCAACAAGUCGGACGAACUGUUGGACAAUGGUAAGCCGUUUCACGGCUUCUUUGAAUUCACGUUCCGGCGAUUCUUCGACGACGGUGGCGGCCCCUCGUAUCCCGGCCGAAUAAGCUUGGAUGAUAAUGACAAUCAAGGCCCCGUUUACGUAUGACAUUAGGCUACCACCGGUGCCUUGCUCGUGAGAGCCUUGUUCAUAUCAAAACUUAUCUCGCGCCCUGACUUUUCCAUACUCUGGGAAUCGCGUGUAAAUAUCUAAAAAAACAAAAAAGAAAGGAAGAAGAAGGAAAAAUAAUCUUCGGCAAGUGCGUGUCACGCGCGACUCUCGCGUUACGAAGACUCGCGCCGCGCUGACUCGGCCGCGUUAAUGGAUGCGUGUGCGCGCGCAUGUGUGUGUGUGUGUGCGUGCGUGCGUGCGUGCAUGUGUGUGUGUGUGUGUGCGCACGUUUUGAAGCGCGCAAAAACGGGAGGGUCCCGGACAUACCCCUCAGUUUCAGUCAUUGGAUAUGUCCAAUCACAGCGACCUAUGGUCGGAUAUGUCCCUAGGCAUCGGCCAAUCACACGCCGCGAUCGAACGUGUCCGGUUGAAACUGUGCGCAUCCGGGACUCGCUCCCGGUAAAAAAUUUACGAGGCAAGUCCCUGAUUCGAUGUAGCGGGUUUAUUUUUUUAUCGGACUUUUUACUGUACAGUACUGU